AGAUUAUGCUCAAUGCUUGUAUGUAUCAUGUGUACAAGGAUGAAACUCUUUACAUGUUGCCUAUCUCUGUCUGUACUCUGUCUAACUCUUCUUGCAGUUGAAGUUGAUGCACAGGAACAGGGUGAUCAAUCAGGUUUCAUAAGCAUAGAUUGCGGAAUUCCUGGAAAUUCCAACUACACGGACAAAGUGACAGGCAUAAAUUAUGUCUCGGAUUCCGAAUUCACUGAUGCCGGAGAAAGCAAGACUAUACUACCAAUACACAGGUCUUCAUCUCUGGAUCAACAGUUUCUGACGCUCAGAAGUUUUCCACAAGGAACCAGAAACUGUUACACUCUAAAACCUGCUCAAGGACCUGGUAAUAGGUACCUGAUUCGCGCACAAUUUAUGUAUGGAAACUACGACUCCAAAGGCGUACUCCCAAAAUUUGAUCUUUAUCUUGGAGUGGAGAAAUGGGAUACAAUUUCAUUCAACAAAACAACUUCAGAAGAACUGUCAGAGAUCAUUCAUGUCCCAACAUCAGAGUAUAUUCACGUUUGUCUCGUGAAUACAGGGCUUGGAACACCUUUUAUAUCAUCACUCGAGUUGAGGUACUUCAAUAACAGCAGGUAUACAGCUGAAUUCGGAUCACUACAGCUUUUUGCGCGCCUGGAUUUUGGUGAAACAUUUGGGAAUUACAGGUUUAAAGACGAUAUCUAUGAUAGAAAAUGGAACUCAAUCAAGUAUAUUAACAGCACAUUAGUAUAUAAUUUUGAGACAUGGACAUAUAUAGGAGGAAAUAAAGUACCAUAUAAAGUCAUGACGACGGCUAUCGCACCAGACAACAGCAGCAAUCCGUUGAAACUCCCAUGGACGCCUGCCAAUGCAUCUGAUCAGUUUCUUAUCUACAUGUACUUCUCAGAGGUGCAGACACUACAACCCAACCAAACGAGAGAAUUCGACAUAUAUUUGGACGGGAAACCCUGGAGCAGGCGGCCGGUAACACCGUAUAAUCGGAGUACUGUAACAGUUUACAGUGAUGCACUUGAGAAGCCAGCGGCCAGUCAUGAGCUUGUGAUUCAGAAAACCAAAAGAUCAACGCUUCCCCCUAUCCUAAAUGCUUUCGAGCUUUUUACGGUUAAGAAAUUUCUGCAAUUCCAAACAGAUGAUCAAGACACUGCUUCCAUGAUGGAUAUUAAGUCAGUUUAUAAGGUUCAGAAAGGAAACUGGCAAGGAGAUCCAUGUGCAACAAGAGCUUAUGCAUGGAAUGGAAUUGGUUGUAUCUAUAAUGUUUCCGAUAAGCCUAGGAUCACAUCCUUGAAUUUAUCCGCCAGUGGAUUAAAUGGCAAGAUUGCUCCUUCUAUAUCCAAUCUCACAAUGUUAAGAUCACUGGAUUUGUCAGACAAUAAUUUGUCAGGGGACAUACCUGAUUUCUUAUCGCAGUUGACCUUGUUGAGGAUUCUAAAUCUAAAAGGGAACAAUUUCACAGGUUCAGUUCCAUCAAGCCUUCUGUCAAAGUCCAAAAGCGGAUUGUUGUUACUAAGCUUGGAUUCAAGUCAGGAAGGUGGAGAUACAAAUCGAUGUUUGUCAUCAUCAUGCAAAAAGAGCACUAAUAAAUCUACAAUCUUGAUAGCAGUUUCAAUUGCUUCAGUGCUUGUGUUGAUCUUGAUUGCAGUGAUAAUUAUUCUGUGGAUGAGAAGUUAUAAAAUGCGACAAGCAUAUAUAAAGGAUGACUCAUUGGAGACUAAAAAGCGUCAGUUCACAUACUCAGAAAUUAUAAGCAUCACCAACAAUUUUGAGAAAAUUGUGGGAAAAGGAGGAUUUGGCACAGUUUAUCAUGGCUAUGUUGAUGAUACCCAAGUUGCUGUUAAAAUGCUCUCAGCAACAUCAGUUCAAGGAUAUAAAGAGUUUCAGACUGAGGCUAAGCUUCUUAUGAGCAUUCAUCAUAAGAAUUUAACAACUCUUGUUGGAUACUGUAACGAGGAAAACAAAUUAGGGAUCAUCUACGAGUACAUUGCCAAUGGUGAUCUAGAAGGGCAUCUAUCAGGUCGAAACCCCUAUGUCUUGAGUUGGGAACAGAGAAUUCUGAUUGCAAUUGAUGCAGCAGAAGGCUUUGAAUAUCUGCAUCAUGGUUGCAAGCCACCAAUAAUCCACAGAGAUGUCAAAUCCACAAAUAUCUUAUUGACGGAGAAUUUCAGAGGAAAGCUUGCAGAUUUUGGCUUGUCCAGAGUCAUCCCUUUCGAAGGUGGCAGUCACGUAACAACAGUAGUUGCCGGAACUCCUGGCUACCUUGAUCCCGAGUACUACAGAUCAAAUAGAUUAACCGAGAAAAGUGAUGUUUAUAGUUUUGGAAUCGUCCUCAUGGAAAUAAUCACAGGCCGACCAGCUAUAGGGACUAGUAAUGACCGCGGGCACAUAGUUGAAUGGGUUAAGUCUAGACUUGAGGAAGGGGAUGUUGAAAUUAUCGUCGACUCAAGGAUAAGGGAAAAUGUUGAUAUGAAUUCUGUCUGGAGAACGGUGGAAAUUGCAUUAGCGUGCGUAUCUACAGCUUCUGAUGAUAGGCCUACUAUGGAUUUUGUGGUGUCUCAACUGAAAGAGAGCUUGUCAAACGACUUAUGCCGGAGUGAGACAAGAAAGAAAGAGUUAGUUGGAGUACAGUCUCUUAAUCUUGAAAGCGAAGUAUCAGGUCCUCAGCCGCGGUAAGGCCUGAUUCUGUUAGUGUGGUGGUUUGCUAUUAUAAAUAUGGUUGCUAAGGCCUAAGAUGCAUCGUAUUGUUAUACCUGAAGUGUUAGAAAUUCAUCUUUUCAGUUAUUUAAAACAAUUCCUGUCUGAAAUAAUAUUUAAAUUGAGUGUAAUUAUCAUAUGGCUACCGUCGAUGAAUAAGUAUUUGGUGUCCAUAGAGCAGGUCCAAGAACAAACUACCGACUAGCUUAUAUUCAACGUUCAAUUUUACAA
Molecule: messenger RNA, 2931 nt
Organism: Daucus carota subsp. sativus
Lineage: Eukaryota; Viridiplantae; Streptophyta; Magnoliopsida; Apiales; Apiaceae
Product: putative leucine-rich repeat receptor-like protein kinase At2g19210
Exons: 13
Coding region: 13-2679 (888 amino acids)
Biological process (GO): protein phosphorylation
Molecular function (GO): protein kinase activity; protein binding; ATP binding
Source: RefSeq, a predicted model, not a curated record